Molecule: messenger RNA, 1851 nt
Organism: Leopardus geoffroyi (Geoffroy's cat)
Lineage: Eukaryota; Metazoa; Chordata; Mammalia; Carnivora; Felidae
Product: cationic amino acid transporter 3-like
Exons: 1
Coding region: 73-1851 (592 amino acids)
Biological process (GO): amino acid transport; transmembrane transport
Cellular component (GO): plasma membrane
Molecular function (GO): amino acid transmembrane transporter activity
Source: RefSeq, a predicted model, not a curated record
CCUGAUCCGAGACUCUGCUUCCUGGGCUUGCUGCAGCUCUCUGAUCCUGGAAUCCUCUUCAGUUCCAGCUAGAUGCUGUGUCAGGCACUUCGUAGAUUUGGUAAAAAACUGGUACGCGGACCUACGCUGAAGGAACCGGUGGCUGAGAAUGACCCACGGAGAAGACUGAGCACUCUGGAUUUAGUGGCCCUGGGUGUAGGCCGCACAGUGGGUGUAGGUGUGUAUGUCCUGGCUGGUGAGGUGGUCAGAAAUCAAGCAGGACCAUCCUUUGUGAUUUGUGUUUUGGUGGCCCUCCUGUCUUCUCUAUUGGCUGGGAUGUGCUAUGCAGAGAUUAGUGCCCGGGUUCCCCAAUCUGGCUCUGCAUAUCUCUACAGCUAUGUCACUAUAGGUGAACUCUGGGCCUUCGUCACUGGCUGGAACCUCAUCCUCUCCCUUGUUGCUGAGAAAGCCAUUGCGUUCAGCACAUGGGUCUUAAUUUUUGACAACCUGCGUGGAAACCAGGUCUCUCAGACUGUGCAAGAGAGAAUCUCAGGGCACAUUUCCCAUUUCCUUAGAGAAUAUCUAGAAUUCUUUGUUCUUGGUUUUUUGGUGGUGUUCAUGGAGAUCAGGUAUUUAUGGUAUUUCUGGCCAUUUUCAACUUCCACACUUGCUAAAGUGUUCACAUUGGUGAAAAUUCUGGUUCUCAGUUUUGUCAUCAUCUCUGGUUUCGUUAAGGGGGACCUGCACAACUGGAAGCUCACAGAAGAGGACUACGUAAAGGCUGGACUCAAUGACACCUCAAGCUUGGGCCCCCUGGGCUCUGGAGGAUUUGUGCCUUUUGGGUUUGAGGGGAUUCUCCGUGGAGCAGCUACAUGUUUCUAUGCAUUUAUUGGUUUUGAGAGUAUUGUUUCCAGAGUUGAAAAAGCCCAGAAUCCCCAGCGUUCCAUCCCCAUGGGCAUUGUGGUUUCACUGUUCAUCUGCCUUCUGGUAUAUUUUGGUGUCUCUUCAGCACUUACGCUCAUGGUGCCUUACUACCAGAUUCCUUCUGGGAGCACCUUGCCUGAGGUAUUUCUCCAUAUUGGCUGGGUCCCUGCCUACUAUGUGGUAGCUUUUGCAUUGCUGUGCAUUCUUUCCGCCAGCCUUUGGGGCUUUGUGAGGCCGAUGCGUCGGGUGUUAUACAUGAUGGCAAAGGAUGGCCUCCUGUUCCAUGUCCUUACCCGUAUCUCUUACCAACAAUACAUCAUUAUCAUAAUAAUUGUGAUGAUUGGAACAGUUGCAGUCAUUAUAUCAUUCCUUGGCGUCACUGAUCUCUUGGACCUCGUGUCGGUUGUGUCCCUGAUUUCUUACUCCCUAGUUGCGAUUUGUGUUCUCAUCCUCAGGUAUCAGCCUGAGUGGAGGAAUGGGGGAAAUGAAGCAGAGGAGCAGGAGGAGAAUGGACCUGCAGAAGAGAGGCUGACUCUACAGCAACUACUUUUUCCAGGCAGCUCCUCCCCUACUCCACUCUCUGGCCGGGUUGUCUAUGUUUGUUCUUCACUGCUUAUUCUGCUAAUUAUUCCUCUUUGCUUGGUGCUGACCCAGUGGCCAGUUCUGCUUUCUGGAGACCCAGUGCGGAUUUCAGUGAUUGUGCUUCUCCUGGCGCUCAUCACUGGGCUCACUGGGGUCAUCUGGAGACAGCCACAGAGCUCCAGUUCCCUUUACUUUAAGGUCCCUGCUCUGCCUCUCCUCCCACUACUGAGCCUCUUUGUGAAUGUUUGCCUUAUGAUGCAGAUGACAGCUGGCACCUGGAUGGUAUUUGGUGUGUGGAUGCUGACUGGGUUUGUUUUCUACUUUGGCUAUGGGGUCCAUCACAGCUGGGUCACUAACCUAACUUAA